CGCGGGUAGGUGUACCUCGAGACAGAAGCGGUUAAACGCGCCGUCACGCCCCCUGCCAUGAUACCAGUUAGGCAACUGGCUGAUGGAAAUAACGAUGGUUGCAUGACGGCCAACAUCAGUCACUUAUUUGCAAGUCACCGUAAGUCGAUAUAUAGCAUCAGCCAGGUUAAUAAGAUUUCCGCAGGGUACGUGCGUGCUACGGCACAGUUUCGUGCCUUAAUUAUGCACUAUCGGUACAAUAUCGUGGGCUCUUGUGCCGAGUAACACUCUGAAGUGUCGCUCUCAUGUUUUUGGAUGGACUGAAUCGACACAGAAUGAACGCUUCAGUGCUGCGCUAUAUUUGGGGUACAGGAAUCACUGCGGCCGCUGGCGAGGAGACAGGCGAGUAACCGGUAAAUUAGUACGUGCACAGGCUUUGCGGUCAUUGGACUCCAUCGAUGAACCAUAAAAUUUCAGUGCAGGUCCACGGUCCCUACGGUAACGCAGUAUAUGCUGGCAACAUCGGCACCGUUGAUGGUUCAUCAGAAAACUCUGCCUGAUGCCUAUGUAAACGAAUUUUAAACAGUCUCUGCCCUGCCUAAAGCCUGUAGAUUCUACGGUAUCAUUAGGCUGUCAUGCUACACCGUGAUUAAGAGGAAUGCGCAUGAUUGUGAAACUAAUGACACGUCACAAUUACAUGCAGGAGAUCAUAGCCGCUCACGUGCCCCGAAGUACGUUGUAUCAUAUGGUUUGCGUCUGGUAUGUAGGCCUCAGAUACUGCGAUCCUAUACGACACAACGGACAAGCAUAGUGUGGAUCAGUGAAAAAGAAAGCAGCUGCAUCUUUCGACAGCUGCAAACCAAAGCAGGUUACCAACAAAAAUGGCAUAAUAACGGCGCCUGACUCAUGGUUCAUUGUGCUGGCGCACACAUGGCCUGUUUUCCGUUGAUUCCAGCACGAACUGGGACUUCGUUUUACGUCUACAGUGCUUUGGAGUCGGUGCACGCUGUCUCAGGCGCUUGAUUCUUCCGACCGUGGACCCUUGGGCCAACUUCUGCGACCCAUGCAAAGCUCACGGCGAUGACACCGUCUUAUCCGACGCUCCACCACUCAACACCACCGCGAGGGAGCUCUGUCCGGUAGCCAACUGAUGGACAUGGGGGUGAAUUUAGCAAACACUCUUAUGACCUACGUGAUGGUCCUAGUUGUGUUGUGGCAUGCUCGCCUGAACCCUCAAACUACGGACGCUAAAAGCAUCACACCACGAUCCACGGAAUCAACAACGGACGAGAACGAGUUGGACGCUGUUCAAACAACGCCAGCUGAAGGAACAACUGCUUCUCACGAAAGCGUACAUUUGGAUCGUCCACGUGACAGCGGUGGGUGCGGCAGUACCAGCGAAAGAUCGGCCGGACGUACGCAAGAUAAUACUCCUGAAAAUCAGACAACGAUCACCGACACGGGUGUCGUGACCGAUGAUGGGCUCAUCUCGGACGUUGGAACAUGUGAGCCGGAAGGGGGCAGCGACGCCAACGUGUUCCUGAUUCAGUGGACGGUGUUUGCCGACUGGCGUGUGCUGGUGGGACUCGCCGUCUUCGAAGUCAUCGUCUACGUCGUCACGGUGACUGUGGUCAUGGUGCUGCACUCCCGGCACAGAAACCAGGUCGGAUCGCUCCGGGAGGGCGCCCUCACUUCGAAGUAUCAGUUCGCUCUCUGAAGACGCGCUGCUGCCGU
Messenger RNA from Acanthaster planci (crown-of-thorns starfish), 1713 nucleotides. RefSeq lists its product as uncharacterized. NCBI's taxonomy places the organism in Eukaryota, Metazoa, Echinodermata, Asteroidea, Valvatida, Acanthasteridae. The record is from RefSeq and is a predicted model, not a curated record.